This is a messenger RNA of Grus americana (Whooping crane), 1665 nucleotides long. RefSeq names its product GrpE like 1, mitochondrial (gene GRPEL1). The transcript has 4 exons. Gene Ontology annotation, molecular function: protein homodimerization activity; adenyl-nucleotide exchange factor activity; protein-folding chaperone binding. Bases 94 to 762 code for a protein of 222 amino acids. Gene Ontology annotation, biological process: protein import into mitochondrial matrix; protein folding. Gene Ontology annotation, cellular component: PAM complex, Tim23 associated import motor. The record is from RefSeq and is a predicted model, not a curated record. NCBI's taxonomy places the organism in Eukaryota, Metazoa, Chordata, Aves, Gruiformes, Gruidae.
CGCGUCACUCUUAGCACACCCGCUCGCUGAUUGGCGGCGGUCUCGCGGAGGCCGGAGGGGCGGGCUGAGGUGGUCGGUGGGCAGGAAGGCGCUAUGGCGGCGGUGGCCCAGUGCGUGCGGGGCGCGCUGCGCCCGCGGUACCCGCUGCUGAGCUUCUCCCUGAGGACUUCUCCACGACUGCUUUGUGUAGCAACGCAACAGAAAAAUACUGGCCAGAACUUGGAAGAGGACCAGAGUCAGAGCCAAAAUGAGCAGAAGGUUGAACCCAGCUCUGCUGAAAAAAUGCUAACUGAAGAAAAGGCCAAACUGGAAGAACAACUAAAAGAAGUUACUGACAAGUACAAGCGUGCCUUGGCAGAUGCUGAAAACGUGAGGCAAAGAAGCCAGAAACUGGUAGAAGAGGCAAAGUUAUAUGGGAUUCAGAGCUUCUGUAAGGACUUACUAGAAGUUGCAGACAUUUUGGAGAAAGCAACAGAAAGUGUUCCAAAAGAAGAAAUUAAGGAUGAAAAUCCUCACUUGAAGAGCUUAUAUGAAGGUCUUGUUAUGACAGAAGUACAGAUUCAAAAAGUGUUUAAAAAACAUGGCCUGCUCAGACUGAAUCCUGUCGGAGCCAAGUUUGAUCCAUAUGAACAUGAAGCAUUGUUCCAUGCUCCCAUGGAAGGGAAGGAGCCUGGCACUAUUGCGUUAGUAUCCAAGAUCGGCUAUAAGCUGCAUGGGCGUACACUGCGGCCUGCCUUGGUGGGUGUUGUGAAAGAUGCUUAACUGCUUAAUCUGAGAAUUUAAAAUGCCAUACAACUAUUAAACAGCUGGAUGGUUUUUCUCUUACAUCAUGCUUUCCUCAUUCCUCUGCCCCGAGAGGUGUAAAUGAACUGGUUGGGCUCUCCCAGUGAAAAUGAAGCAACAGAUGAAAUUCUUCUGUUUAGUGGCCUUCAACAUCACUGUUCUGGAAGCUCUCUUCCUAAGUGUGACAUACAAGACCCAUUAAGCCCUCUAAUGCUUUAGAUUAGAUUACAUUUUUUUACAACUAUUGCUACUGAAGGUGUGUUAAGUUGAAAGGAACAAAACACAAGAAUUUUGCAAUCUCACAUUUAUCACUGUGCGUAGAUUGAAAAUCCAAAUAGUGGUUCAGACACUUCCUUUUGUUUUGUAGAAUCUGAUGUUGCAGAAGUGGGUGAAGUAGUGCAAAUAACCCAUUUUCUGCAAGCAUCCAUCAGCUGUUACACACUGAUGUGAUAUUGACUGUUUAUUCAGAAAUCAUCACAACAAGUGAAAUUUAAACCUGUAUGAAUUCUGACCUGUAAAUAAAAGGCAAUGGAGAGUAGACAUCUUUUGUAAUUGUUCAACCCUUUUUGUUCUAUAGUAACGUUGACUCAAGAAAACCAUCAAAUACUUGUAUGGCAUUGAAGAACCAACAGAAUUUAUCCUAUCUCUGGAUUUUUAAUUUAAUAUUGUAUAAAUUGGUUUAAACAAUUUUGGUAGUCUUGUAAGUUCCAAGCUCUACAAUCAGUUUGUUAUGCAAACUGUAGUUACAACCCUGCUGAAAGCCAGAAUAGCCAAAGAAGUGAGUAGCUAAGAGUUUGAUAUAUACUGUCUUUUAGAAUUACAUAAAUAAUUGCAUGUAAGUAGGUAAGUGGCUCAAAAACCAUGAACUUAGUUUCAACUCCA